Molecule: messenger RNA, 915 nt
Organism: Ostreobium quekettii
Lineage: Eukaryota; Viridiplantae; Chlorophyta; Ulvophyceae; Bryopsidales; Ostreobiaceae
Source: the annotation of a GenBank genome assembly
AUGUCGCCACCGGCGUCGGACAAGGGGCCCAAGCCCAUCCCCCUGUGGGGCAGCUUCGUGUGCAGCGCCAUCGCCACAUGCUGGGCGGAGGCCACGACGCUCCCGCUGGACACCGCCAAGGUGCGGCUGCAGCUGCAGACGACGGCGCCGGGCGCGGUUCCCAAGUACAGGGGUUUGUUUGGCACUUGCAUGGUGGUGGCGCGGGAGGAGGGCACGGCCGCCUUGUGGAAGGGCCUUGGACCAGGCCUUCAUCGUCAAUGCCUUUUUGGCGGUCUCCGUAUUGGGAUGUACGACCCGGUGAAGAAGAUGAUCAUGGGCAAUCAACAAGGAGAUGCACCAUUGCAUCUGAAGAUCGCUGCUGGCCUCACCACAGGAGCUGGAGCAAUCACAAUUGCAAGCCCCACUGACCUUGUCAAAGUUCGAAUGCAGGCAGAGGGAAAGCUCCCUGAGGGUGUGCCAAAGAAGUAUCCAUCAGCAUUUAAGGCGUACGGCAUUAUUGCAAGGACUGAAGGGGUGGCUGCACUGUGGACGGGCUUGGGCCCCAACGUUGCCAGGAAUGCGAUUAUCAAUGCUGCAGAGCUGGCGAGCUACGAUCAGGUGAAGCAGAGCCUUCUCGCCACAGGGUACUUCAGGGAUAAUGUUUUUACACAUCUUGUUUCAGGUUUGGGGGCAGGAUUUUUUGCUGUGUGUGUUGGCUCGCCAGUGGAUGUUGUCAAGUCGAGAGUGAUGGGCGACACGAAGGGAGCGUACAAGGGCGUCAUCGACUGCUUCGUCAAGACGUUCCGCAAUGACGGCAUUUUGGCUUUCUACAAAGGAUUCUUGCCGAAUUUCGGACGCCUGGGAUCGUGGAACGUGGUCAUGUUUCUCACACUGGAGCAGGUGAAGAUCGCCUUCAGGACGAUCAGAGGCGAUUGA